Rotaria socialis is the source of this 405-nucleotide messenger RNA. The record is from the annotation of a GenBank genome assembly. Lineage: Eukaryota; Metazoa; Rotifera; Eurotatoria; Philodinida; Philodinidae.
AUGAAGAUACAAUCUUAUCUUUUGAUUUUAGUCAUCUUGACUACUAUUUAUUCGACUGAAGGUUGGAUUCGGAUAAGAAAUAAGGGUGGCUAUGUUGCACGAUUCUUUGUCGAUUAUCAUGUGCCUAAUACGGAAACAGCUUCGGGUUCUCAUCUUCGAUUGCCGAUAAGAUUAUUUGAACAGACAAUGUCAUCGGGAAAUUAUCCAAUAGAUCAAGCAAGAGUUAUUGGCCCACCACGUAACGCAGUGUCGACUCGUAUUCGUGUUGAGCGUUUUAUAUUCUAUCCUUUUUUUGGUUGGUAUUGGAAAGAAAUAUUUCGUGAAGAAAUCCGCCCUCAAGAUAGAGUUUGCUAUGAUAUUUGGGGUACAACUAUUCAUCCAGCUUGGUCAAGUGUCAAUUGUUAA